AUGAAGGAAAUGCCAAUAAAAUUGCAUAACACCAUCAAUAGCACGUCUCAAAAUGCCGAAGAUCGAACAGAUGUGAUGGAAUGCAGUAAAGAAGUUUCCUUGUGGGUGUGUUGCAUGCAUGAUAAGAAGCAUGCAUGUUCACUUUCCUUACAUCGUCGACAAAUGACGAAGCAGAUAAUCUUGAAAUUGAAAGAAGAGAAAGAAAUUCUUCUCCACUUAACAUAA
Messenger RNA from Clunio marinus, 225 nucleotides. The record is from the annotation of a GenBank genome assembly. NCBI's taxonomy places the organism in Eukaryota, Metazoa, Arthropoda, Insecta, Diptera, Chironomidae.